GAUCUCAAAGGCAGUUUGGGAGGGACAGGACGCGAGGAGAGAGGUAGAAACUAGGGCACCGUUAUCUGGCCCCUUUUUUAGCAACCACAAGGCGCAAGGCACAGAAAGAGAAAGAGAAAGAAAGAGCUGUGGACCGGAGAGCAGGAGAGAGAAGAAGACAUCUCCAGUGAAGCUGCAGAUGAGACGGGGAACCUCUGGAGUCAACAUCUGCCGUCGAGGAUCCAAACAGAAACUAGACAACCUUGACUGUCCUACACGGUUUUUACGACCUCACACACUUCAUCCACACACACACACACACACACACAAGCAUUUCACAUACUCGGCUCACACAACACACGUGCGCGUACACACGUCCACAGCUUUGCAACAUGUUCGAGGAGCAGGCGACCAGGGUCAAGAUCACGUCUGUGGUGAUUGUGGUGGGCAUGGCGUCGAUGCUGGCGGCGGUGGUGACUGACCACUGGGCCGUCCUCAGCCCCCGGGUGGAGAAGCUCAACGCUACCUGCGAGGCGGCCCAUUUUGGCCUUUGGAGGCUCUGCAAGAAGAGCAUCUUCAUUGUCGAGGCGGACCCUCUGGGCAAAGGCUGCGGCCCCAUCAGCUUACCUGGAGCCGAAAACUGUUCCUACUUCAAACACUUUACCUCGGGGGAAGAAGCAGAAGUUUUUGAAGUCAAGACCCAGAAAGAGUACAAUAUCUCAGCUGCAGCCAUCGCCAUCUUCAGCCUGCUCUUCAUGAUCCUGGGCACCCUCUGUGUCGUCUUCUCUUUCGGGAAGGGGCGGGACUACCUGCUCCGGCCUGCUGGGAUGUUUUUCGCCUUCGCAGGCCUUUGCAUCAUCAUUUCUGUUGAAGUUAUGCGCCAGUCUGUCAAGCGCAUGAUUGACAGUGAUGAGACCAUCUGGAUUGAAUACUACUACUCCUGGUCCUUUACCUGCGCCUGCGCCUCCUUCACCCUGCUCAUCCUCAGUGGAGUCUCCCUGCUCCUCAUCUCCAUGCCCCACAUGCCACGUAACCCGUGGGAGACCUGCAUGGACGCGGAGCCUGACACCUUAGAGUAGCCACAGCUGGUUGCCGGGUUGGAGUGACACAAAUACACGUGUUUUUGCAUCUUUUAGCUCUUUAAUUGCAUAUCCUAUGCCACAUAUUUAUCUUUACUUAAAGCCAUUUCCCAAUGCAUGCACAUGCGUUUUUCCAACCUUCCAUGUCCAUUGAUUUUAGAUUAUCUAAAAUAUUGAAAUCAACUUGGAUAGACUUGUGUUAGUUAACCGGCCACAGCAAAAACAAUAAGUUCAUGUUAUCUUCACAUGGAUCGCUGUUACAAGCAGGAAUUGCUUUGACAACUCCUUAUUGGUGUGUUUCAAAGCUGAGGGAUGAUUCAUCCUUAGGCUUAAGAGUCCUUUUUUACCUUUAAAGAUUUUACUAAACUCACCGUAUCACUUUAAUAUAAAGUACAUGUGCUUGUUAAGUGUUUUAGAGGUUUGGUUUUGUGACAACAUUUCUUUUAAUUGCAUUGCUGUGUCUUAAGUUUAGGAUGUUGGCACUUUCCACAAGCACCUGAACACACCACAACAGUUUGAAGUUAGGUUAAAGCCAACAUUGAAGAAAGAGUAGUAAUAGUAUGGUAGAUUUUUUAAUAUAAUACAAUAACGUUAAAUUGUUUAUAGUUGUUAAGGCUAAUCUGACCACAUCGGAACUGUCUGACUCCAGCUAUGUCUGUCACUCAAAUUAAAGUAAAAUGAUAUUCAGAUGCUGUUUUAUACUGGACUAGACUAGAACAAUACAAUUAAAAUAAAACUACAGUAUGACAACAAGCAGGUCAAACAGGACCUUAAGACUUAAAUCAAAUUAGAUACAAAAGACCAGGCAAGAUU
Cyclopterus lumpus (lumpfish) is the source of this 1871-nucleotide messenger RNA. It is a transcript of the gene cacng1b, whose product is annotated as calcium channel, voltage-dependent, gamma subunit 1b. The transcript has 4 exons. Gene Ontology annotation, molecular function: calcium channel regulator activity; voltage-gated calcium channel activity. The record is from RefSeq and is a predicted model, not a curated record. Bases 372 to 1058 code for a protein of 228 amino acids. Gene Ontology annotation, cellular component: L-type voltage-gated calcium channel complex; membrane. NCBI's taxonomy places the organism in Eukaryota, Metazoa, Chordata, Actinopteri, Perciformes, Cyclopteridae. Gene Ontology annotation, biological process: regulation of calcium ion transmembrane transport via high voltage-gated calcium channel; calcium ion transmembrane transport.